AGGGGACCGAGGAGUCACGAAGCCUCCUCCACUGGGGACCGCCUCCCCUCGGAGUGGCCGCCCCUGUUUGUUCCGAAUUAUCAAACGGGAGCUCAGGUCAAACAGCCACCCACAGGUCUCCCCGUGGACUCUCUACAGCUAUGAAACCUACAUAGUGGGCCGCCACGAUGCUUCUCCUGUUGGCCACAGGAGAAUGAGGACAAGUUGGCUUUGGAGUGCUGGGAGCAACUGCUGAGCACCCGGUACCCCCAGCCUGCCCCCUGGAGAGCCCACAACACACAAUGAACAAACUGACCUUCCAUAACAACAGAGUCAUGCAGGACCGUCGAAGCGUGUGCAUUUUCCUUCCCAAUGAUGAGUCCCUGAACAUCAUCAUAAACGUUAAAAUUCUGUGUCACCAGUUGCUGGUCCAGGUGUGUGACCUGCUCAGGUUAAAGGAAUGUCACCUCUUUGGUCUCAGUGUUAUACAAAAUAAUGAACACGUAUAUAUGGAGUUGUCACAAAAGCUUUAUAAGUAUUGUCCAAAAGAAUGGAAAAAAGAGGCCAGCAAGGUACGACAAUACGAAGUCACUUGGGGCAUCGACCAGUUCGGGCCUCCCAUGAUCAUCCACUUCCGGGUGCAGUACUAUGUGGAGAAUGGCAGACUGAUCAGUGACCGAGUCGCGAGGUAUUACUAUUACUGGCACCUGAGGAAGCAAGUCCUGCACUCUCAGUGUGCGCUCAGAGAAGAGGCCUACUUCAUGCUGGCGGCCUUUGCGCUGCAGGCUGAUCUCGGGAACUUCAAAAGGAAUAAGCACCGCGGGAAGUACUUUGACCCGGAGGCUUACUUCCCUGCAUGGGUUGUUUCCAAGAGGGGGAAGGAGUACAUCCUGAAGCACAUUCCAAACAUGCACAAAGACCAGUUUGCACUGACGGCCUCGGAGGCGCAUCUGAAGUACAUCAAAGAGGCCGUCCGGCUGGAUGACGUGGCCAUCCAUUACUACAGACUGUACAAGGAUAAAAGGGAAGUUGAAGCUUCACUGACCCUGGGACUGACCAUGCGGGGAAUACAGAUUUUCCAGAAUCUAGAAGAAGAGAAACAAUUGCUGUUUGAUUUCCCCUGGACAAAUGUUGGGAAGCUGGUGUUUGUGGGCAAGAAGUUUGAGAUUUUGCCAGAUGGCCUUCCCUCCGCCAGGAAGCUGGUCUAUUACACGGGGUGUCCCACACGCUCCCGGCAUCUCCUGCAGCUCUUGAGCAACAGCCACCGCCUGUACAUGAACCUGCAGCCUGUCCUGCGCCACCUCCGGAAGGUGGAGGAGAACGAAGAGAAGAAGCAGUACCGGGAAUCCUACAUCAGCGACAACCUGGACCUUGACAUGGACCAGCUGGAAAAGCGCUCUCGCGCCAGCGGGAGCAGCGCGGGCAGCGUGAAGCAUAAGCGCCUGUCCCGUCACUCCACUGCCAGCCACAGCAGCUCACACACCUCGGGCAUCGAAGCCGACACUAAGCCCCGGGACCCAGGCCCCGAAGACAGCUGUUCAGGCAGCGCCAUGCACCGCAAGCUGAAGACCUGCAGCUCCAUGACCAGCCAUGGCAGCUCGCACACCUCAGGGGUGGAGAGUGGCGGCAAAGAGCGCCUGGAAGAGGACUCGCAGGAUGAUGAAAUAGAGAUGUUGGUCGAUGACCCCAGAGACCUGGAGCCAAUGACAGAAGAGUCGCUGGAAGUCAGCCCCGACGUGUGUAUCUACAUCACAGAGGACAUGCUCCUGUCAAGGAAGCUGAACGGGCACUCUGGACUAAUUGUGAAAGAAAUCAGUUCUUCCACCUCCAGCUCUUCAGAAACGGUUGUCAAGCUGCGUGGCCAGAGCACCGACUCCCUUCCGCAGACUAUAUGUCGAAAACCAAAGACUUCCACCGACCGACAUAGCCUGAGCCUUGACGACAUCAGACUGUACCAGAAAGACUUCCUGCGCAUCGCAGGCCUGUGUCAGGACACUGCUCAGAGCUAUACUUUUGGGUGUGGCCAUGAACUGGACGAGGAUGGCCUCUACUGCAACAGCUGCUUAGCUCAGCAGUGCGUCAACAUCCAAGAUGCUUUUCCAGUCAAAAGAACCAGCAAAUACUUCUCUCUGGACCUCACUCACGACGAGGUCCCAGAGUUCGUAGUGUAAGUCCCACCCGUAGGCAGCCCUGCGGGCAGCUGCUGUCUGCUGGGGGCUGUGGAGUCCGGGGUUCUUUACAUACUAUUUGUGCCAUAUUUUUUCACCCCCAAACUUAGCUCUUUCUUUAUAAUAUCCGUGAUGGAAACAAAAGCCUUGGGACGAUGCACUUUAAGUAUUAUGCAGAGGUAGAAGAUACCCAGACUGUAAAAGGGAGACAAGUGCCCGAUGUUUAUUGACCCUUUGGAAGGAAGUAUGCUUUAGAGCUUACCCAGCUUCCAGACUGUUAAGGUUGUGGUGUGUGUGUUCAUCUCUUGUUUUCUAGUUCAAAUCAUGUUUAUCACGUGAAAGAUGUCCGGCUUAUCUGUUUGCUUGUGAGGGUUUUUUUUUUUUUUUUUUUUUUUUUUUUUGUUGUUGUUGUUUGUUUUUUUGUUUUGUUUUUGUUUUUUUUUUUGUUUUUCCGCCACUCCCCCAUGGAGCGCUUAUGGUUUGAGGGAGGACGGAGGGAAGCUCUCUCUUCUUUCAUGGAGAGCCGUUCUCAGUACAUAGCCAUUGCUGCCUCACAGAGGUUGGCCAAGAAUGAACACUGCUGAAGUGAUGGGAGCCUGUGGUUCUAGCCAAAGAUGAGUACGUAACGGAGGCGCUCCUCGGAGUACAGGAGACGUGUGCCGGGACUCCUCCACACCCGGACAAUGAAUGCCACAGCCGCUGUUCUUCCAGGAAGCUCUGGGAUUCGCUGGUGUUCAUGACAUGGUGCGUUUUGUGGAGUUUACAAAGCUGGUAUAUGUUCAAAACAAUGGAAAUGUCUUAGAAAAAGUUUGUUUGCUGGUAUUUUCUUGGUUGUUUUUUUAAUGCUGGCAAACAGAUGGUACUGCUAGUUUCUGCUUUAAAAAGAUACCCUAACUGUAUGUAUAUGUUAUACAUAUAUAGAUACAUGGGACUAUGUGUGUUUAUAUGUGUUUAAAGCUUAAUGACUCUUCAUCUGGACUUCCAUGUAUGUCUUACACACAUCGAAUUCCUUGUUUAAUGUUGAGGACACAUUGUUGAAAGAAUAGCCAGACAAUCAGUUGAUAAAUGUAGAGUUCAGAGCGACUUUCCUUGUGUGCCUUUGGCCAAGAUCCUCAACCCUGAUUGCAUACUAAGACUUAUCUGGGGAGCUUUUAAAACGAGCCUGGGUCCUACCCCAGGCCAAUUUAAAUCAGUCUCUUGGGGGUGGGGCCCAGGUGAAAUUGUCCUUUCUUGUAAAGCUUACCAGGUAGAAAUAAUGCACAGUAGGAUUAGAGCCCACUGAUCCAAGAGUGUCUUUUUAUUAAUUUUGAAAUAAAAGUAUACAGAGGAUAUUAGUGAUUGUGGAUGGGCCAUUUUUAAGACAAGUUACUGCCCUGCUGCUGUUACAAUGUGUAAUGAAACCAAGCCAGGAAAAUGAGUUUAUCAACUUGAUACGCAGUGAAAAUGUUGCUCCCACUUCAGGAGAGAACCUCAUAGCACAAUGUCUUUCUAGGGGAUGUUUUUAAUGAUUUAGUUAGUAUUUUACAGCAUUUGUUUACCAUAUUUUGAUACUCCAUUUUUGCUAUCUGCCAGGUUUUAUUAAAAAAAAAAACUAUGUAUUAUUUUCUAAAGAAACUCAUAUUUUUGUACAAAAUUAUGUUUUCAAGUAAUGAAGAAAUAGAUUUAGGGUACGGCAGAACAUGAGCAGUGUUCCCUGUGGAUGGGAGUCAGUGUUACAGAACCGGGGGGGGCCACAAUCCUGCCCCCCCCCCCCAGCUGCCCUCCUGUGCAGACACAGCUUCAACAGAGUCUCACCCACCAACUCUUACCUGACCCUUUCAAGAGAAGAAAAAAAAGUUCUGUGAUCAUGACAUUGUUUUGCUUUUGCCUAAUGCUUUUAGAAGAACCAAAGUUUCUGAUACCAGAAUGUAUCUCAGUCUCCUUGCAGAAGGAUGAAUGUCAAAGGGAUGACCUCAUGACUUCUUUUGCUUACGAAUCAUUACAUAAUCUCACCAUUUUUUUUAUAGACCCUUAGGGGCCAGACCCUGGUGAAGUUUGUACCCUCGAAAGCCCAGAUUGCCAUGCUGUGUGUUCCCACAGCCCUCAGCAUCACUUGCAGAUACCAAGAUAAAAAGGUCGCUUCAUUGAACAGGUCAUGUUCUAUACCUUUCCCCCUCUCUGCUCCAGAAUCCAGUCUCCAGGGUUUUGCCUGUGGAGUUGCUUUUCAUUCACUCUCCUUUGGUUGGAUUUGGGAAUAGCCUUACGGAUUUUUUCAAAGAUGAAAAGUGCUAGGGCACAUUUUUCACUUUCUGAUCCAUGGUAGAAUCGUACACAGAUAUGUUUGUGAAAAUCCACUUUGAAUAAUUGACAUUUUUGUAUUGGGGAAAUUGUUUUUAAGAAUAAAGGAAAAGUGUACAGCUGUCACUAUGCUGCCUUUGUUAACAUGUCGGUUGCUGGUAAUACACCAGUUUGGUGUAUGUCACCUUCCCACAUCAUCUGUGUUUGUGUUCGCAACAGUGAGCUUUAUAUCUAAGUAAGCUAUAAAUAGUCCUUUCUGUGAAAGGAUCGUCAUGAUGGGUUGAUAUUGAAAGUAUGUUUAAAACAAAAACAAAAAAAACUUGCAUUAUUUUGUAAUUAUUUCUUAUAGGUGUUUCAUGGUAAGAUCGGCAGUCAAUAAAGUUAACUUUCAGCCUU
Peromyscus californicus insignis is the source of this 4820-nucleotide messenger RNA. It is a transcript of the gene Frmd6, whose product is annotated as FERM domain containing 6. The record is from RefSeq and is a predicted model, not a curated record. Gene Ontology annotation, biological process: positive regulation of hippo signaling. The transcript is spliced from 14 exons. Gene Ontology annotation, cellular component: cytoskeleton; cytoplasmic side of apical plasma membrane. Lineage: Eukaryota; Metazoa; Chordata; Mammalia; Rodentia; Cricetidae. The coding region runs from base 282 to 2150 and encodes 622 amino acids.